This is a messenger RNA of Gastrolobium bilobum, 1552 nucleotides long. Its product is annotated as tryptophan--tRNA ligase, cytoplasmic. Gene Ontology annotation, cellular component: cytoplasm. The record is from RefSeq and is a predicted model, not a curated record. Gene Ontology annotation, molecular function: tryptophan-tRNA ligase activity; ATP binding. NCBI's taxonomy places the organism in Eukaryota, Viridiplantae, Streptophyta, Magnoliopsida, Fabales, Fabaceae. The transcript has 11 exons. The coding region runs from base 54 to 1280 and encodes 408 amino acids. Gene Ontology annotation, biological process: tryptophanyl-tRNA aminoacylation.
ACCUGUUUCGGACAAUCUCAUCCCUCUGAACUCUGAACUCUCUCUCACUCUCGAUGGCAGCAACAACAGCAACAGACACGAAGAAAGAGGAAGCAGAAAAAGAAGAAGAAUCGGAACAAGUGGUGACUCCAUGGGAGGUUUCAGCCAAAGACGGAGGCAAGAUCGAUUACGACAAACUCAUCGAUCGUUUCGGUUGCCAAAGGCUCGAUGAUUCCCUCAUUCAACGCGUGGAGCGUCUCACUUCUCGCCCCGCUCACGUCUUCCUCCGCCGCGGCGUUUUCUUCGCUCACCGUGAUUUCGGUGAGAUUUUGGAUGCGUACGAAAGGGGCGAUAAGUUUUACUUGUAUACCGGACGUGGACCCUCCUCCGAAGCUUUGCAUUUGGGCCAUUUGAUUCCAUUCAUGUUCACCAAGUAUUUGCAAGAUGCAUUUAAGGUUCCUCUGGUUAUACAGCUCACUGAUGAUGAGAAGUUCUUCUGGAAAAAUCUUACCAUUGAGGAGUGCGAAAGACUUGCGAGGGAGAAUACAAAGGACAUCAUUGCUUGUGGUUUUGACAUUUCAAAGACAUUCAUCUUCCCUGAUUUUGGUUAUGUUGGUGGUGCCUUCUACAAGAACAUGGCAGACAUCGCAAAGCGUGUGACUUAUAACCAGGCUGUUGGCAUAUUUGGUUUUGCUGGGGAAGAUCACAUCGGGAAAGUUAGUUUUCCACCUGUGCAGGCAGCUCCAUCAUUUCCUAGUUCAUUUCCUCACCUAUUUUCUGGCAAAGAGAAUCUUCGUUGUUUAAUUCCUUGUGCAAUUGACCAGGAUCCUUAUUUUAGAAUGACACGAGAUGUUGCUCCUCGAUUAGGAUACCACAAGGUCGCCUUGAUUGAAUCAUUAUUCUUCCCUGCGUUACAGGGCGAAACAGGAAAAAUGUCUGCCAGUGAUCCCAAUUCUGCAAUAUAUGUGACUGAUUCGGCAAAAGAUAUAAAGAAUAAGGUAAACAGGUAUGCAUUCUCUGGUGGGCAAGAUUCUAUAGAGAAACAUAGGCAAUUAGGGGCAAAUCUUGAGGUAGAUAUACCAAUCAAAUACCUUUCUUUUUUCCUAGAAGAUGAUGUUGAACUUGAACACAUUAAGGAGGAAUAUGGAGCAGGACGCAUGCUAACUGGUGAGGUGAAGCAGCGCCUAACUGAAGUUUUGACUGAAUUAGUGGAGAGACAUCGUAGGGCGCGGGCUGCUGUAAGUGAAGAGAUGGUGGAUGCAUUUAUGGCUGUCAGACCACUUCCCUACAUGUUUGAAUGAAGAAGUUAUCUCAUUACUUUUUACAACGCAGCAUCAUGGUAUUAUUGUUUGACUACUUGCAAUUGUUAAUUUUUUUUUCUUGUUUAAAAAUGAUUGUAAAGAUAGGUUAUUUUAAUACUAAUGGCCAUGGCACUAGUCACAUGUCUAGGAUCAAAAGGGUAAAUGGAGGUUCAAUGAGAAGAUUUACUGUUUGCCAUCACUUCGAAUUUUUUCGUAUGAAUGUUAAGGGAUCUAUUUGGAGCUGGAUGAUCACCAAAUGGCACUAUUGGCUU